GAAGAUCCAUAUAUAUAUUUUUCAUUUCAUCAUCUAUCUCCAAAUAAAAAUCAAGUAAAAUUAUAAUGGCGAUUGAACUAUGGGAGACGUUGAAAGAGUCAAUCACAGUCUACACCGGCUUAUCUCCGGCGACUUUUUUCACUGUCAUAGCUUUGGGCCUGGCCUUAUACUACGUCGUUUCGGAGCUUUUUGGUUCGUCGUCUUCCGAGGCGCAGUACAAGCGGUCUAGAGACGCUGAAGAGGAGGUGCAGCCGUUGCCGCCGCCGGUUCAGCUCGGCGAGAUUACCGAGGAGGAGUUGAGAGGUUAUGACGGCGCUGAUCCUAAUAAGCCGUUGCUUAUGGCUAUUAAAGGCCAGAUCUAUGAUGUUUCUCAGAGCAGGAUGUUUUAUGGUCCCGGUGGACCAUAUGCACUGUUCGCGGGAAAGGAUGCGAGCAGAGCCCUUGCGAAGAUGUCAUUUGAGGACAGUGAUCUAACUUCGGAUAUCAGUGGUCUUGGUGUAUUUGAGCUUGACGCCUUGCAGGAUUGGGAAUACAAGUUCAUGAGCAAAUAUGUGAAGGUUGGAACCAUCAAGAAGACAGUACCAGUGACUGAUGGUGAAACGACUGAAGGUGAUGCUAAGCCGGCAGAAGCUGCUCCAUCAGAGUCUGUAGUCCCAGAACCAAAGGAAACCACGACCGGUGGUGAAGCUGAUAAAGAGUAAUGGCCUUCACAUCUGAACAGCAGUGUAACAGGGAAAGUGGUGAUUAAAGUAAUGAAUGAUGUUUUUUCUGUUCAUCUCAUUUCCCAUUUUAGGGGAUAUAAGUUAAACUUUUAUCAUAAGUUGUAAGAAUAACGAAUUCUGCGUGUUUACUAGUGUGUUGGAAGUUAUGAUAUCUAAUUUACAGGUAUUUUGAAAUUA
This is a messenger RNA of Daucus carota subsp. sativus, 899 nucleotides long. RefSeq names its product membrane steroid-binding protein 1. The record is from RefSeq and is a predicted model, not a curated record. Lineage: Eukaryota; Viridiplantae; Streptophyta; Magnoliopsida; Apiales; Apiaceae. The transcript has 2 exons. Bases 66 to 701 code for a protein of 211 amino acids. Gene Ontology annotation, cellular component: membrane; endomembrane system; endoplasmic reticulum.